Molecule: messenger RNA, 1905 nt
Organism: Aspergillus pseudoviridinutans
Lineage: Eukaryota; Fungi; Ascomycota; Eurotiomycetes; Eurotiales; Aspergillaceae
Product: fungal specific transcription factor domain-containing protein
Exons: 7
Coding region: 1-1905 (634 amino acids)
Biological process (GO): DNA-templated transcription
Molecular function (GO): DNA binding; zinc ion binding
Source: RefSeq, a predicted model, not a curated record
AUGGCUCGGAUUACUGAGCCUCCGUUUCCUCCUGUUCGAAGGCUUCCAGCAGUAAGUUUCGUUGUGAUCUUUGCUACAGGAGGAAGGUCAAGUGUGACAGGCAACAGCAGUGCGGACAUUGCGUCGCUGCCAGAAAGACUUGUAAGAUCUGCUAGUUCCGAGCACCGCCAAGAUGAAGUUCACUUAGCACAGCUCCAAAGCCCGGUGUACUCCGGGCGUGGCCCGCUGCUCGAACGUGCCCUUGACUACUCAUCACUUGUAGAGCGUCAAAGCUCAAGCCGUAUUUCUGCUGUCACGUCUGACAACACGCCCACGAACAUAGCAAAGGGCAGGGACAAGCAGCCUGUGUCUUCCAGUCCCGAGAACGCUGACCCGUCAGGGGAGGCAAGAAAUAUAAUAAGGGGAGAGCUCGCUACCAACUUGCAUCUAUCCUCUGACAGGCGAUCUAUAUUACAGUCAGCGUUGUCGCUGGUGACCAGAUACGUCAAUGCCUCGCAGCGGACAGAUCCUGGAAGCCGUGAACCGAGCCGGGAAGAAGAUAAUUGUGGCCCGGGUCAGCUCCCUCCGGAAUUGUUCUACCUGAUGCUGAAUGGCAAGUCCAUUGUGCCCCGUCACACCGUAUCUGCUAAACCUUGUCCAGCCGUUUCCCGGCGCUCGGAGUCAUGGAGCAUACACUGGCCGGAUCAUAUUUCUGUGGCGACUCUCAGAAAGAUGUCCUUGGCACUGCUCGACGGCAGUGUGAGUGGACAAACCGCACUUCAAUACACGCUUUGUGUGGUCACUAAAGCAGCCAUCUACGUAAGUCGAUGGUUGCGAACAUGUCCCCAUGGAGCCUUGUCAGUGUCUCUGGAAAAGUCGCAGCAGAGAUAUAUCUCCAUUGGCUUGGGAUGCAUGAAGCAGCUUGAUUUUGUCAGCCGUCCGAACCUACUGGCCCUGCAGUCUCUGCUGUCUGGGGCCGUUCUCUCCCAGUUGGUCGGUGAUUCGACACGAGCCUGGAUAUUGACCGGUUUCGCAGCAACGGUUAUUACCGGGCUAGGCUAUCAUAACUGGCCAGAAGAAAUGCUGGGAGACGAUGAUGUGUCGUCUGAAGUGCGCCAUUGCAUUUACUGGUGUUACUACCUUGAUAAGACGCUGAGUUCGCUUCUUAUCAGACCCCCGUCCUUGCCGGGCUUACGUCUCAAUCCUGCUAUGCUGGUUCCUGUAGGUCCCUCAGAUCCUCUGGCUCUGGAGGUCAGGAUCCUGGUGAAACUUGCUGAAAUACAGGAUGUUUCUCUUUCAUUGCUCAUUGGAGCCAAACAGCGCAAUGAGACCGAAAUAUCACAAAUCAUCCGGUCUUUACAUGACAAAUUACAUGGUAUCUGGGACGAAAUAACUCAGGCACGUCCCGCAUGGACUGGUGCAUCAGAGUUAACCAUCGAGAGCGACGCUGUCAACUUUACUUACUAUACCACCUUUACUACUGUCCUUAGGUUAAACUCGUCGUUGUUGCAAGACCACUCCAUCAGGGAGGACUGCUUACUUUAUGCCCGCGAAGCUCUAAUCGCAAUGCGGUCUUUACAAACCCAGGUUUCCAAUUCUAACGGAAUUUCCCAGGACUUUCUUUUCUGGACAGUUCUGUUGAAUCCUCUGACCCCCUUCUUCGUGGUCUUCUGCAAUGUUGUUGCCACCUCCAACACAGACGACUUCCACCUCUUACAACAAAUAACCGCCAAUCUAUGCCGCCAUAAAGGCCGGAAUUCCUUCGUCUCCAACAUGCACAGUCUCUUCUCUCAGUUUAUUGAUUUGUGCAGAGCCACAAAUGAUGUUCACGUCCAAAAUAACCCCCAUGAUCUUCAGCGGCCCAGCAGUGCUCCUUGCCCCGCAAAUGUCAGCAUCCAGCAACAAGAGCGCCCCGGCGGAAUGUAG